AACACCUCUGCCACUCUGUUCUGACGUCCGGCUAUCACAGGAGGUUUCAGUUCCUGACCAGACCGGACGGUUUAAUCACCAAAGCAAAACAGAGCAGUGCAAAGAUGAAAAAGAGGAGUCAUGGCAGUCACACACAGAGCCACAGGCUUGUUCAGUCACCACUAACGAAACACACAACAAGACUGGCAACAAAGGCAGCUGUCAUUGGAGAUCCAGUCUCAGCAGUAGUCCAUGCAGGCUAGCAAAGCCUUCUCCUGCAGGGGAUGGAAGACAAGAAAGCCAUGAUACUGUGGGACAUGAGUUGAAAGAGCAGGAUCAGUCUGGCUGCUUUCCUGUCAGUCCUAACCACCCGGAGAUGCAGGAAGUUGAAUAUUUACAGACUGAAAUUGCCAGAAUUGCAGGGGCAACUGAGAUAAGAGAAAGAGAAGAAAUGACAAGUUCUGAAGAAGAAAUAGGAGCUGAUGAACAUGGGAAAUUAGAAAACUUGUCAGACUCAGAGGAAAAACUGCCACCACAAAAUCAAAAACACACAGAAGAUGCAACUGAAAUAUCAACUGGUGAUUGUGACAAAUUAUCACAUAGAGAUGAUGAAUUGGAGAUUAACCUUGAAUGCUUGUCUGAUGACUCAUACAAUGCUGUUAUUUCAAUAAAGGAAGGGACAACAGAGGAGAAGGAAAGAAAAGAAGAGGCAGGUGGUGAAGAAGAAAUGGAUGUGCAUGGUAACUCUGAGAUAUUAGUGAAAUCUGAGGAUGAUCAUCAGCCACAAAGUCAACAGAAAGGAGACAUGACUGAGGAAUCCAUCAGUGAAUGUUCAGAGGGCAACAUGUGUAGAAGUGGCCACAAAUCAACUGUACUAGGUCAACAUGAACAAGAAAACAAACUCAGUUGUUUCUCCGAUUGCCACCACAGAGCCGAGACAUUCAUGGCUGAAAAUAAAGAUGACCUUUUGGCUGUCACGUUUCCCCCAACAAGUGAUGCAGUUGUGCCUGGCCCACAUGAAUUACUCCAUUCACAAAAUGCUGACAAACCCACAGCCCUUAACUGUAAUGACAGAUUUUCCCCAGUGCCAUCUGCCUUCACUUUUAACAACAGUGUGCCGAGGGGGUUUGACACGUUUGAAAGGAUCCAGCUCACACUAGAUGAUGAUGAUGCUGGCCUUAGCAACAGCCCUCUCCUCACCAGCCUGCCCGGGCAGCUUUUGAAAUCACCCCAGCGACAAGUUUACGACUGCAUGCCAGAGGCAGAGAGCAAUGAGCACAACAAGGUACCAGAAGAGGAGGAGGAAGAGGAGGUAGAAAGAUUUGAGUGUCACACUGAGAACAUGGCUAAGGGAUUUCUAAGCAGCGAUACCAGUUGUAAUGAACUCCCCAACUUUAUCUUAGCAGCAAAUGUUCUUGCUCUUGGACAGCCAGAGCUACAGCCUAACUGUGAAUCAUCUUAUAAUUCUUCUGAGUGCUUCCAGGGUAACUUAAACCCAAAGUCGAUGUCCUCCACUGUUUCCUCUAAGAGCAACGGACCAGCCUCUGAUGUGAACGACAGCCCAGAGUUUGAGAUGAAAAAACAAUUUGACAUGGUCUUGAAAGAGCUGAACUUGUUUUUUGAUAUCAGUAGAAAUGAUUUUGCAAGCGACAGUAGAGCAUCGUCACCUGAGCGAUUUAGUAGUAUAAUUGAAGCUUUGGAGGGCAACACUACAAACUGCAAAGAACAUUUCAGCAGCCCAGAACUGGGACGCCCAUCAUCAGAUGCCAAUGAAGACCACAGCCUGGAAAUGUGUGGAGGUGAUCCAGUGGUUUCUUUCACUUCUGGCAGCGGUGACGGCGAGCAGGAGGUGCCCCUUGGCAGCCAGCUGUGCCAAGAAACAUCCAUGUACACUGCAGAGGAACAACACAAAGAGCCCCGGGAGAUGGAUCAGAAGAGGAAAAUGUGGUCUCCGUCCUUUGCGUGUCAACCAUUCUUGGAACACCUGAGCCUCAGACAGCUGGAGCAACCCAGGAGACUGGAGCCUCUGAGGACAUGCACACGACCGAUCCGGGUUGGACUCUCAAAGAGAGCUAAGACCAAACACCUACACCGCCCCCACCCAUACAGAUGAACAUCAGAAAUGCAGUGAAGGUGACAGGCAGGAGUGUUAAUGAAGCUUUUCUUUGUUGCCAUGUUCAACAACUGAGAUGUUAUUUUCUGAUUCACAAUAUACGGCUAAUGCUUCUCUUGUGCUAAAAACUCUUGGUUUUUGGCAAG
Molecule: messenger RNA, 2238 nt
Organism: Epinephelus lanceolatus (giant grouper)
Lineage: Eukaryota; Metazoa; Chordata; Actinopteri; Perciformes; Serranidae
Cellular component (GO): protein-containing complex
Source: RefSeq, a predicted model, not a curated record